This is a messenger RNA of Polychytrium aggregatum, 666 nucleotides long. Its product is annotated as Snf7-domain-containing protein. Gene Ontology annotation, biological process: late endosome to vacuole transport via multivesicular body sorting pathway; vesicle budding from membrane. Gene Ontology annotation, cellular component: multivesicular body. The record is from RefSeq and is a predicted model, not a curated record. The transcript has 9 exons. The coding region runs from base 1 to 666 and encodes 221 amino acids. NCBI's taxonomy places the organism in Eukaryota, Fungi, Chytridiomycota, Chytridiomycetes, Polychytriales.
AUGAACCGCAUCUUUGGCACAUCCAAGCCCAAGCCUCCCAAGGCCACCCUGGCCGAUGCAAUCAAAGCUACUGACGGCCGGGUAGAUUCGAUCGAUAGCAAGAUCAAGAAGCUGGACGCCGAGCUCAUGAAAUACCGAGAGCAGAUGAACAAGAUGCGGGACGGGCCUGCCAAGAAUGUCGUCAAGGAGAAGGCUCUCCGUGUCCUCAAGCAAAAGAAAAUGUACGAAGGACAGCGGGAUCAGAUGAUGCAGCAAUCCUUCAACAUGGAGCAAGCGAGUAUGACCACCGAAAACCUCAAAAACACCAUGGUCAUUGUCGAUGGCAUGAAGAGCGCAAACAAGGAGUUGAAACAGCAGUACAAAAAAAUCAACAUCAAUCAAAUCGAGAGAAUGCAAGACGAACUCGAAGACCUGAUGGACCAGGCCAACGAUAUCCAAGAGACCAUCGGCCGCUCGUACAACCUGCCAGAUGGCAUCGACGAGGAUGACCUGGAAGCAGAGCUGGAUGCUUUGGGAGACGAGCUGAACUUUGAAGAGGAGGAAGUGCCGUCGUACUUGCAGGAAGAGCCUGUGCUUCCCUCGGUGUCGACGGAGGAGCCGACUAUGCCUGGAGGCCUGCAGACCGAGCCGAAGCAAACAGAGGCGCCCGUCAAGCUGAAUGCAUAG